Molecule: messenger RNA, 2361 nt
Organism: Xiphophorus maculatus (southern platyfish)
Lineage: Eukaryota; Metazoa; Chordata; Actinopteri; Cyprinodontiformes; Poeciliidae
Product: stromal interaction molecule 1-like
Exons: 14
Coding region: 123-2192 (689 amino acids)
Biological process (GO): store-operated calcium entry; activation of store-operated calcium channel activity; intracellular calcium ion homeostasis
Cellular component (GO): plasma membrane; endoplasmic reticulum
Molecular function (GO): calcium ion binding; protein binding; calcium channel regulator activity
Source: RefSeq, a predicted model, not a curated record
CUUCUGCGGGUUUUUUUCUUCCAGCUGCAGUUUGUUGAGUCGCUGCUGCGGGUCGAUCAGCCGCUGCCGAACCAAACCGACCGCACUGGACCCAUGGAUUAAAGGAGCGGCUCAGCAGAGGUAUGGAGUGUGUGUGGUUGGUGUGUGUGUGUAUGCUGAGUGUGUGUGUCGGGGAUGACAGCGCAUUGGACAGAAGUGGCCACGCCCACCAGGACCAUCAUCCCCUGCAGGUGGUUUCCAAUGGCGACGCAGCUUCAGGUCUGUGCGUUGUGGACCCGCCUCUCUGCGGCGAUCAGAACUCCUUCCUGAGCUUCGAGGCGAUCCGCAGCAUCCACAAGCUGAUGGACGACGAUGCAGACGGCACCGUGGACGCCAUGGAGACAGACGAGUUCCUCAGGGAGGAUCUACAGGAUCGCAACCCGAAAGCCAAGCACCGCAGCUUCCACCGGGCCGACCCGCACAUCAGCCUGGAGGACAUGUGGAGAGCCUGGAAGGAGUCUGAAGUGUAUAACUGGACAGCGCUGCAGGUGGAGGAGUGGCUGUCCCUCAGCGUGGAGCUCCCUCAGUACGCCGCCGGCUUCCGCAUGCAGCAGCUGGACGGGAAGGCGCUGCCAAGGCUGGCGGUGAAGAACGUGACUCUGACCGUGUCGCUGCUGAAGGUUCUGGAUCGGAGUCACGCCCAGAAGCUGCAGCUCAAGGCCCUGGACGUGGUUCUGUUUGGACCGCCAGCAGGCCGGCAGAACCGGUGGAAGGACCUGGUUCUGGGCCUCUCGGUGCUGAUGGCUCUGGGCGGCUGCUGGUUUGCCUACAUCCAGACCAGGAAGUCCAGAGAUGACCUGGGGAAGCUGAUCAAGGACCUGGAGGGCCUGCAGAGGGCCGAGGAAAGUCUGCUGGACCUGCAAACAAAGCUGCGGCGGGCGCAGGAGCAGCAGCACUGCGUUCAGGUGGAGAAGGUGAAGGUGGAGGAGGAGCUGCGGAGCGAGAUCAACUCGGCCAAGCGGGAAGCUCAGCGGCUCCGUGAGCUGAGGGAGGGAUCUGAGAACGAGCGCAGCCGGCAGAAAUACGCCGAGCAGGAGCUGGAGCAGGUCCGGACGGCGCUUAGGAAGGCGGAGCGGGAGCUGGAGUCGCGGGCACGCUGGGCGCCGCCGGAGGCCCUGCAGAAGUGGCUGCAGCUGACGCACGAAGUGGAAGAUCAGCAUUACAACAACAAGAAGCAGAACGCAGAGAGGCAACUGCUGCAGGCCAGGGAGGGGGCGGAGAAGAUCAAGAAGAAGAGGAGUUCUCUGUUUGGAACGUUCCACGUGGCUCACAGCUCCUCACUGGACGACGUCGACCAGAAGAUCCUCUCAGCCAAACAGGCCCUGGCUGAGGUAACAGCGGCUCUGCGGGAGAAGCUCCACCGCUGGCAGCAGAUCGAGUCUCUGACCGGGUUCUGUGUGGUCAACAAUCCGGGUCUGGGAGCCCUGGCCGCCGCUCUGAACCUUGACCCGUCCUUCCUGGGCCUGCGACCUCCGACCCCACAGAACCUGCUCCUGUCAGACGACCUGGACGACAUGGACGAGGACAUCCUGUCUCCGGGGACGUUGCAGUACGCAGCCUGGCAGAUGGACCGGCGUGUGAGCGACCUUUGGCCUCUGAGUGGCAUCACAGACACGCAGUUACCAUGGAAACAGUCAGCUCAGAGUCUGAUGCCCCUGCGGCAGAGGGCAGGAGACCCCGGGUUGACGUUUGGCUCUCAGAGGGACAUCAUGAGCCGCUCAGACUCUGACUCCGCCCUCGCUCUGUCUCUCAGCGAAUCACGCGCUCUGCAUCACUCCAGGCCCCAUCUUCUGGACUCCAGGCCCCACCUCCUGCAGGAUCAAAGCUCUGCCCACAGAGGAGGAGGAAGAGGAAGUGGAUGUCUGGAGAAGAGCUCCAGCCUGGUGGAACUGAGAGGCCCCUCCUCCUCCGCCCUCACCUCUGCCUGCUCCACCCAUUCCCUCUGCAUGGCCGCGGACGACAGCGCUGCCUUCCUGUCCUCGUCCGCCUCGUCCAGCUCAUCCGGCAUCGGACAGGGAGCCGGUGUCCAGCCGUCCAACCUGAGGAAGGACAGAGCAGACGGUCUGGAGGUGUCUGUUAGCCGCAGGAAGAAAGCUUUCUACACCAUCUUCAGGAAACGGCGGGACAGUCCGGACGCUGUGAGCCAAAGAUGAAGGCUCCCGGGUCAGGAUGGAGUAUCGUCUUCAUAACCCAGGGAAGAGGAGGAGUCAAACACCAGUGAGGAGCUCCACUUCAGUCAGCAGCUCCACCAUAAACUCUUAUCUGUGAAAAUCCUUUUCUGCUGUUGGAAAAAUUAAGACAAUAAAACAGAAAUGAAAUAUU